GCAAUUUGCAAGUGUAAUCUGGUUAAAAAAAGUUAUCCAGACAGGGUCUGGGUAGAGUUUGCGAUAAAAGCUAGAAGCUGCUUACGUUAAGGCAAAGAUAAGAUGAAAAUCUGGACUCCUGCUUUUGGAUUUUUUCUUGGCUUGAAGCAAUAAACCAACACACUCACUCACACGCGGAGUGUGUGUUCUUUUGCAUAACAAAUUUCAGUGUCAUGAAGUGAUUAAUGAUGAGGAUGAUGAGAUGAUGAUGAUGAUUAGCAGAAGCAACUGACUAUGAGCUCACUAUAUAACUGCCCCACUACUCUUUCUCUCCUCAUCACAACCUGCGACUGCGACUGCCCUUUUUCUCUCUCACACAGACACGCACAGAAAAUACAAAAAGUCGGAGUGAAGACUUUCCCUGGUUGACCAUUUCCAGCCAGCACAUACACUGGAUACAAUAAGGAGAGAAUGGGUGCAAUUACUCUGUUGCGCAGGAUUCUGCUUUUCUUUUUCAUUUUGCUGAGUGCUUUAUAUCAAUCUUGUGCAACUGGGAUUGGAGCAAACCAGACCAUUUCGCUUUUUGUAAAUGCCUCUGAAGCAUCAGCAAAGAAGAUACCAGAGACCUUGUUUGGUAUAUUUUUUGAGGAGAUUAACCAUGCUGGAGCUGGAGGAUUAUGGGCGGAGCUUGUUAGCAACAGAGGUUUUGAAGCUGGGGGGCCCAACACGCCUUCGAAUAUUGAACCUUGGUCUGUCAUUGGGGAUGAAUCAUCUUUAAUUGUGUCAACAGACCGGUCAUCAAGCUUUGAUCGAAAUAAAAUUGCAUUGCGAAUGGAGGUGCUUUGCGGCCAUGAAGGCACAAUGUGUCCAGCCAGUGGAGUUGGUAUAUACAACCCUGGCUUCUGGGGAAUGAAUAUUGAACAAGGGAAGACCUAUAAGUUGGUUCUUUAUGCUCGUUCAUUAGGACCAAUUAAUGUGUCUGUGUCACUGACUGGUUCAACUGGAUUGCAGUUGGCUGCCACUAACAUUGUUGCUUCUGAUGUUUCAAAUUGGACUAAGCUGGAGGCUGUUUUGCAAGCCAAAGGAACUGAUGCAAACUCAAGACUUCAACUGACAACGACCAGGAAGGGUGUCAUAUGGUUUGAUCAAGUGUCAUUAAUGCCCACAGACACAUACAAGGGACAUGGUUUUCGGAAUGAUCUUUUUGAGAUGGUGAAGAAUAUGAGACCAGCAUUUAUUAGAUUUCCAGGUGGUUGUUUUGUUGAAGGUGAAUGGUUAAGGAAUGCAUUUCGCUGGAAAGAAACUAUUGGGCCAUGGGAGGAAAGGCCGGGGCACUUUGGUGAUGUUUGGCAUUACUGGACUGAUGAUGGACUUGGUCAUUUUGAGUUUCUCCAGCUUGCAGAGGAUUUGGGUGCAUUACCAAUAUGGGUUUUCAACAAUGGAGUCAGCCACAAUGACGAAGUUGAUACUUCCAGCAUCUCACCUUUUCUUCAAGAAAUUCUGGAUGGUAUUGAGUUUGCUAGAGGUGAUCGUGAUUCAAAAUGGGGUUCUGUUCGAGCAGCAAUGGGGCACCCAGAACCCUUUGAUUUGAGAUAUGUUGCAGUGGGAAAUGAGGACUGUGGAAAGAAAAAUUACCUGGGUAACUACCUUAAGUUCUAUUCUGCAAUAAAAAGUGCAUAUCCAGACAUCAAAAUAAUAUCAAAUUGUGAUGGUUCUUCCCAACCAUUGGACCAUCCAGCUGAUUUAUACGAUUAUCAUAUUUAUAGCAGCGCAAAUAAUGUCUUUGCUUCGGCACAAAAAUUUGAUAAAGCAUCACGAAAUGGUCCAAAGGCUUUUGUGAGUGAAUAUGCUGUCACUGGAAAUGAUGCGGGCAAGGGUAGUCUUCUAGCAGCUCUGGCCGAAGCUGGGUUUCUUAUUGGGCUCGAAAAGAACUGUGAUGCUGUCGAAAUGGCAAGUUAUGCGCCUUUAUUUGUGAACACCCAUGACAGAACGUGGAACCCAGAUGCAAUUGUAUUUGACUCGUCCCAGGCCUACGGAACACCUAGUUACUGGAUGCAGCAUUUUUUCCGGGAGUCUAAUGGUGCCACUCUCCUUAGUUCUACCCUUCAACCUAACCCUUCAAGUUCUCUUAUUGCUUCUGCUAUUACUUGGAAAGAUACAGAGGAUAACAAACACCUGAGGAUAAAGGUGGUAAAUUUUGGAAGCAAUAGCGUGAUUCUUCAAACAUCGAUCGUGGGUUUGGAGGUGAACUCAUUACAAUCCUUUGGGUCGACCAAGACUGAGCUAACAUCUAGCAAUGUUAUGGAUGAGAAUUCUUUCAAAGUGCCCAAUAAGGUGGUGCCUGUCAAAACUCAGCUGGACGACGUUGGUGAGGAAAUGGACGUCGUGCUUUCUCCACAUUCUGUGACGUCCCUUGACUUUGUAAUAAACUCAGACAAUAUCAGAAUUUUCGGGUCUGAUGCAGUUGAUAAAUCUCCGUACUGAAUGAUACCGACUGUUAUAAGAAAUUGAUAUUCAAUAAAUUAAAAUGGCAAGUUAACUGGCAUGCAUGGUGUUUGUAGCAGCCAAAGCUACUUCCGUUGAGCAUAUACUUCUGUUCAGAAUUAUCAAAGUAAGAUGCAUAUCUAUAUGUACAAGUUUGCUACC
Sesamum indicum (sesame) is the source of this 2625-nucleotide messenger RNA. RefSeq names its product alpha-L-arabinofuranosidase 1. Gene Ontology annotation, molecular function: alpha-L-arabinofuranosidase activity. Gene Ontology annotation, biological process: L-arabinose metabolic process. The record is from RefSeq and is a predicted model, not a curated record. Lineage: Eukaryota; Viridiplantae; Streptophyta; Magnoliopsida; Lamiales; Pedaliaceae.